Molecule: messenger RNA, 1473 nt
Organism: Callithrix jacchus (white-tufted-ear marmoset)
Lineage: Eukaryota; Metazoa; Chordata; Mammalia; Primates; Cebidae
Gene: NUDT16L1
Product: nudix hydrolase 16 like 1
Cellular component (GO): nucleus
Molecular function (GO): snoRNA binding
Source: RefSeq, a predicted model, not a curated record
UCCUUUGCACACCGCCCCCUGCGCCUCUCAACGACGCGCGGCGGCGCUGAGAGGGGCUCGGCCCAGGGGCACGCCGGCGAUUGGCGUGGGGGCGGGACCCGGGGGCGCGGCCGCCAGCGGAUUGGCAGAGUGCAGCGGGGGCGGGCUCGCGCAUGCCCAUAAGUGGCAGCGGCGGGGACGGGGUCAGUGCCAAGAUGUCGACCGCGGCGGUUCCGGAGCUGAAGCAGAUCAGCCGGGUAGAGGCGAUGCGUCUGGGGCCCGGCUGGAGCCACUCGUGCCACGCCAUGCUGUACGCCGCCAACCCCGGGCAGCUCUUCGGCCGCAUCCCUAUGCGCUUCUCGGUGCUGAUGCAGAUGCGCUUCGACGGGCUGCUGGGCUUCCCCGGGGGCUUCGUGGACCGGCGCUUCUGGUCGCUGGAGGACGGCCUGAACCGGGUGCUGGGCCUGGGCCUGGGCUGUUUGCGCCUCACCGAGGCCGACUACCUGAGCUCGCACCUGACCGAGGGCCCGCACCGCGUCGUGGCGCACCUGUACGCGCGGCAGCUGACGCUGGAGCAGCUGCACGCCGUGGAGAUCAGCGCGGUGCACUCGCGCGACCACGGCCUGGAGGUUCUGGGCCUCGUGCGGGUCCCGCUGUACACCCAGAAGGACCGUGUUGGAGGCUUCCCCAACUUCCUGAGCAACGCCUUUGUGAGCACGGCCAAGUGCCAGCUCCUUUUUGCCCUCAAGGUGCUCAACAUGAUGCCCGAGGAGAAGCUGGCUGAGGCCCUCGCUGCCGCCACCGAGAAGCAGAAGAAGGCUCUGGAGAAGCUGCUCCCAGCCUCCUCCUGAGGGUGGCCUGGUCUGCUGGCACCCUCCCCUGGGCUAGAAAGCUGGGAAUUCCUGCCAAGUGUGGCUUCUAGAGUGUUUGUACCCCGCUUCUGACUGACUGGGGCGAGUGGGCCUCCUGUCACCUCCACUGUCCCAAGCAGUCACUACGUAGUGGCCAGGCCAGCUGGGACCCAGCCCACCCUCUCAGGCUGGGCAGGGUGGUCUGGGCACCCUGGGUCUGCCUCUCCAGCUUCAGGAUGCUUUCAUUCCUGGGGCUCAAACCCUCCUUUGUGUGCAUCUCAUUGCAGCUGAUGGACGCCCAGGUAGUGCCUGAUUGUCUCACGGGGGAGGGGCACAGUUCUUGGACCACUCAGAAGACAGGAUAUGUGGGUGGAGGAUGCCUUGUCUAGGUCACUUCAUUCCUUCCUGAGCCAGUCCAGGGCCUAGGGGAGAGCCAGCGUGGGGUAGGAAAUUAAUCCUGUUAAUUUUGUUUGUUGUUGGAUUUACUUUGCUAGGUUUUCUUUCACCAUGUGUGAACUGUGGGUGAGGUUUCAUAGUAGCUUUGCCCCACGUGGCUUGAUUCCCAGGGACAGUCAGGGCCUUGGGGGCCCAGCGAUAUAUGGAUCUGUGGCAAGAGAAGGACAAUAAAGUCACUCAGCUGCUC